Messenger RNA from Anguilla rostrata (American eel), 2393 nucleotides. RefSeq names its product calpain-B-like. The transcript is spliced from 7 exons. The record is from RefSeq and is a predicted model, not a curated record. Lineage: Eukaryota; Metazoa; Chordata; Actinopteri; Anguilliformes; Anguillidae. Bases 584 to 1870 code for a protein of 428 amino acids.
UAUAGCAAUAUGUGAAAUUUAAGUUACGAUAGCCAUCAGCGUCUUUUUUCGCUAACUAGAAAACGUUAUUUAGCUCAGAAAUAAAUGCUGCAGAUGACAUAACGAAACACCUGACAGUCAUACCAUAUUUACAUUUCAGUACUAGCCUACUACAGCGUAAUGUUGCUUCGCGGUUUCACUCUAUUUACUCGUUUAAUAUAGUUCCUAAACAAGAAAAUAAAGCAGCAUUCCUGUGGGAAUCCAUGUUUUUUCCGAAUAAAACAGCGUGAACGCAGUGACGUCUGGAAGUUGGAAAUUUCUCACUUGAAAUGUCCAAGUUCCCAGUUGUCUUCAAUGCUUCAGCCCCACCUGUUGACCAAACUGCGGAGCUGGCGGUCAUAAGUGCGCAGUGAACAGUCAGUAACACAGAUUUCAGCCUAAAAGGGGGGCGUCGCCCACAUCGUUAUCCGUUCGAAUUUUUGAAAAAUAGCAACUUGUUCUUGUCUUUUCGAAAUCAAACAGACGUGACCGCGCUGAGCUCGAUAGCAGUGUCUCGCAAGACAGUGGAAUUUUCGUUGCAACACCUGACCAAUCGCUGAGUGUGAUGGAACUGCUGGCCCCUCCCCUUCCUGGGCAACGCCUGCUCUCAUUUGAUGAAAUAGUGGACAGAGAGCCAGCCUACAUGACCUCCAUUUUGGCAGGUUGUGUGUCAGACUGCCUGGGGAGGUACCCAGCAGAACUGGGCGGGGGGUCCUGGAGGAUGGGAGCAGAUGCAGAGGACGCUGUGGGGGCCUCAGAGCCUGGCCCGGCCCCGGGGCCUGGGGACUCGGGGAAGCUUCCGGAACACCUGCACAGCUCGGAUCUGCCCGGCCCUACAGCAGCCCUGUACUACUGCCCCCUGCUCUGGCCCCACAGGGUUCACCCUGUUGCCCCCCUCAAGCCCCUUCCUGUGCCCCUGCCCUUACUCCCAAACCCCCCUGUCCCGUACUACCCCGCCCUGUCCCCCCAGCUGGCCCUGCCCCUGCCAGGCUACCCCGCUCAGGGCAGAUACAGUGGCUUCGCCCAGUGGCAGUAUUACACCCCCAGACCUCGGUCCAGAGACACCCCCACAUACUGCUCUGUUCUACCUGAAGAGCGUAGGACCUCAGAUCCAAGGGAGAGGUCACAGUUCAGGGAGGGGUCAAAGGUCAGACACAAGGCCACAGGAUGUAGAAGCAGAAGUUUCAGUCAGCUGGACUCUGAAGGGAGGAGGAAGGGUGGGGAGGGCCAGGCUGUGGCAGAGAGAGCCCUGUCUGAGUACAGCCACAUCAUGGAGACCCUGGGGUCAGAGGUCACAGGGAGGUCAGAGGUCGUGGAGGAGGAAAGGGGAAAAUUCACAGAAUACUUGAACCAGCUGUGCCAACAGAAGGAGUUUGUCACACAAGUGUUAGCGUUGAUAGACAUGCGCUGUGUGUGGUCUCUCCUCUCACCGGACACGGACCCACACACCACACACCAGCGUGCAGAGGGCUCGAUGGAGAAACGCACCUGCCCGGGUGCUUCCCUCUCUCCUUUCUCAGACCUGGGUCUCCAGUGUAGAACUCCAACUCCCAAAGUUCACCUGGAGCACCUGCUAAACUGGACUUCUCCUUCACUGGGUUUCCCAUCAAUCACUGGAUUUCAGUUAUACAACCACACUUCACCCCCUUUUAAAGUGCAUGCACACAUGCGUACACACACACACACACACACACACGCACACACUCACGCACUGACACAUUCUCCCACACACACGCACUCUCUCUCACACACACACACACGGACACACACUCAUACUCAUGCACACACACACACUCCCUCUCUCCCAGGACCCAUCCCAGACAGAGAUUGUGUGAAGUAUGGGAAUGUUUGAUUAAACCAUAAUGUGAACAGCACUCGAUCUGCGGUAUCAAAUACUGCUCACUUCCCUGUGAGAGUGAAAGGAACAUCCACAGAGGUCAAAGGUCACAUCACAGAGGAUCCUCCAUCACAGUGAAUAUCUGUACAGGUGUGUGCGAGAGAGAGAGAGAGACUGAUUUCCAUUCUGUACAGUUUCAUUUAUUAUGAGGCCAAACAUUUUCACACAUGUAGAACAAUUAAUAAAAAUUACUUACAAAUAAAACAAAUUAGAAAGAAAAUCUGACGGUCAGACCUUUGUACAAAACUACCAUAAAAUUACACAGCUGAUAAAAUAGAAUAAUUUCAUUUAGUAAACCCUGAGCUGCAUUUUGUCACAAUAUUUUAUACUAACAUACAUACAGUCAUACACAGUGGCAUCCGUACAGACUCAUACUGAGGUAUUUACACAUACAUGCACACACACAAAUAAACACCUAUACAGGGAUGAAAUUCUCAGUCUGCUUUCUUAUUGGAUAAAGCUGUCCCAUUUUUCAAAG